Molecule: messenger RNA, 774 nt
Organism: Rotaria socialis
Lineage: Eukaryota; Metazoa; Rotifera; Eurotatoria; Philodinida; Philodinidae
Source: the annotation of a GenBank genome assembly
AUGUUGACUUUUAUCUUGCAUAUUUUGAUUGUUCAGUCGAUUGCUAGUCGACUCAGUUCCGAUUAUCGGUACGAAAGUGGUGAUGAUGAAGAAUAUGGUUUAGUAAAACGUAUUUUUUUCCGUAAGCCUACACCGGCGCCAGCUGAGCGAACAUCAAGCAUUAUUGGGAAUAUCAUUCGUCCUUCAUCGACACCUUCGUCAAAUGAAAAGCCGGUAAUAGAAACUGAGACAGCAACAUAUGCACCUUCAUAUUCAACAUCAGAUCCAUGUGAUUUGAAUCCUUGUGAACAUGAAGGCCGUUGUAUUCGAAAAGGACAAAUGGCCUAUGAAUGCAAAUGUGUAGGCCCAUGGCGAGGAAUGUAUUGUGGCAUCUCCGACGCAUGCUAUAGAGCUCCAUGCCAAAAUGAAGGUAAAUGUUUUAAUGUGCACGAUGAUUAUUGGUGUAAAUGCUCGAGUGAUUAUUAUGGAAGUGAUUGCCAACACAAAUCCGCCAGUUCAAGUUCCUCGGAAAAUCAAUGCCAACCAAAUAUUUGUCAUACUGGUCGAUGUGUUUCCCUUGAAACAAAAUAUUAUUGUGAUUGUCCCAAAGAUCGUUAUGGUGAUCACUGUGAAAAGCAAAUCUUCAAACGAGCAAUUUCUAAAUUUCAAUUAUAUGAAAGUUUAUUGAAUCAACUGAAGCGAAACAUGCGCAAAAAAAGUAUGAGACAUGCGCACCAGUACGGCAAAGAUGAUGAUGUGGCCAUCUAUGAUGUAAAGAAUGGAAUUUAUUUUUAG